This is a messenger RNA of Ruditapes philippinarum (Manila clam), 2170 nucleotides long. Its product is annotated as neuropeptides capa receptor-like. Gene Ontology annotation, cellular component: plasma membrane. Gene Ontology annotation, biological process: G protein-coupled receptor signaling pathway. The transcript is spliced from 2 exons. The record is from RefSeq and is a predicted model, not a curated record. Gene Ontology annotation, molecular function: G protein-coupled receptor activity. Lineage: Eukaryota; Metazoa; Mollusca; Bivalvia; Venerida; Veneridae. Bases 163 to 1227 code for a protein of 354 amino acids.
GUACGUAGUAGUGCAAUGGCUAUCCGGUCAUAGAACAUCAAAAGAGAUGUCUUCCGGUCACGUGAUUUUCUGAUCGUUGUAUUAAGUAAGCUCACAUAUGUAUAUUUACAAUCAGUAUCUAAUGUCCGGAAAUAUUUACUUGGCUGUUUAUAAAAAGGAAAAAUGAACAAGACAGAAAUGUCAGAGGAAGAACAAGAGUCGAGUUUACAGGAUUUGAACAAUAACGAGCUUGACAAGCUUAUUCCUGCUGUUAUAUUUCUCUCCGUCAUUUCACUGACUGGCAUAGUCGGGAAUAGUUUAGUUAUUCACAUUUACAGAACGCGAUUCAAGUUUUCUAACGUUCAGUGUUUUGUUCUAACUUUGGCAGCUAUAGAUUUGUGUUCAUGUUGUGUAGCAAUUCCUCUUGAGAUAGUCACUGUCCUAGACCAGUUUACAUUUGAGCCUGGGUGGCUCUGUAAAUUGGCCAGAUUCAUAAAUGGCGUUUGCACAAAUGCCUCAACGUUCAUGUUGAUAAUGAUAGCUGUCGAUAGAUUCCGGAAAAUUUUGAAACCAUUUGAAUGGCAAAUCAAAGCAUCUGUCGCAAAGAUGUUAUGCGUUGCAUCUGUGAUCCUCGCAACGAUGGUUUCAUGGCCUGCAAUCGCCAUUUACGGAAAAGAUACUUUCGAUAUCCCAAAAUUCAAUCUCACCGGAAGUGAAUGUGGGACUGAUAAUAAUGUAAAAGAUACGUCAUUUCCGGUUGUAUACACACUUACUCUUGCGAUUUUGUUUAUAAGCAGUGUAAUCAUAUUGGUUAUACUGUAUUGCAUGAUUGGAAACAAAGUGAGAAGCCACGUUCGUAACAUGAAGGACGGUUUAGGAAAAGCUGGUUCACAAGCUUACACCCGAAACCAGCAGACUGCAAAAAGAACCACUUUCGUCAUGUUUCUGGUUACUAUAGCGUUCAUUUGCAGUUUCCUCCCACAUCUUAUUGUGAGACAAUUCAAAAGCAAGUUUACAGCAGACGGCUCUUCCAGCGGAAGUGAAGGUGUUUACAAAAUCUUGACAAGAUCCUACUUCCUGAACUGUGCAGUAAAUCCUAUUAUUUAUAGUAUUUUCGACUCGCGUUUCCGGCGUGCGUGUAAGAGAAAGUCAUCUGGAGAAUUAACUAGCGAUUCUCAAACACACGUACAAAGGUUAACACAAAUUCCAAAAGACACAUGUGUUAUUUCAAAGAUCACACCGUCAUGAAGGACUGUAUAAUAUGGAUAGUGUUUUUUAAAAGUUUGUGAAAAGAUAUUUUGUUUCAUUUUCGGAUUGUGAUUUCAAUAUAAUAUACAAUAUUUAAUUCCUUAUACGGACGGUUUGGUAGUAAACCAUUUUCCGGCAAAAAACAAAAAUAUUCGACGGUAGCAGUUUUCUGCCAAACAUGAAAGUGGAAAAAGACAACAGAUUCUUGACAAUGUGUAUUACAUUAAUUUUAUCACAUGAUACAAUGUGUAUUACAUUAAUUUUAUCACAUGAUUAUGUUAAGUUUAAUUUUCAGAGCCAAUAGUUAUAUGCAAUGAAUCACAAUUUGGUCUGACUAGUGUUUAUAUAAAUAUACUUGUAGUAGUGAUAAAAAUGACACUUGUUUUAUUACAAUUAUGUAAAGCUAAAAAUAAUUAUAUUCAUUCAUGGUAUUUCAAGUAGAAUUCUACUUGUAAGAUUUCACAAAAACUUGAUAAAAAUCAAAACAAUGUGAAGGGUUACUAAACAGUUUUCAAAACAUGAAAACAAUACAUAUAAAACGUAAUACAUGGCCGAGUCAAAGACUGAAACUCUUGGUUACUGUAUUUUGACAGAUAUCAUUCAAGUCAAACAUUUGUGCAAGGCUUGACCACUACCUUUUGAUUACUCAAGCAACUGUGUAUGCCAUAUUUUAGGAUGAAAAUGGUUUUUAGGGUGAACAUAUAUUUUAUGGUGGACAUGGUUUUCCGGAUGGGCAUAAUUUUCAUGGUGAACUUGCUUUUUUAUGGUGGCUGAUUAGUGCCAUUCGUGUUUUCGCCCCGCGACCCCCACCAAGCGAGAAGUCGAAAAUUAACAAGUUAAAAUAGUGGAGACGCGGAGCGAAAAGUCGCUAAUUAGCCAGAGCCCGAAGCGAGAUUUAAAUCAAAGCACAGAAGGCGCUGAAUUUGUUUGGGUCUCAGAAUGU